This is a messenger RNA of Quercus robur (English oak), 1268 nucleotides long. RefSeq lists its product as uncharacterized. Bases 1 to 1155 code for a protein of 384 amino acids. The transcript has 2 exons. The record is from RefSeq and is a predicted model, not a curated record. NCBI's taxonomy places the organism in Eukaryota, Viridiplantae, Streptophyta, Magnoliopsida, Fagales, Fagaceae.
AUGGCAUCAAGGAAGGUGAUGUCAAUAGAACGGUUCGUGCCAGGUGCCCGACAACCCAAUCAGCCCCCGCCUUCCCAAGGCCGGGGUCAAGUGCCUCAGCCCCCACCUUCCUCGCAAGCCGGACGUGCCCGAAAGAAACAAAAAGUUACCGAUCAACCUUCCACGGGCCCGGGAGAUGCCACUGUCCAGACUCCUCCCCGACCAACAGGUGGAAUCGUUAUCCACGAGCCGCCAACCGAAGCUGGCACGGGGGGCGCGUCCUCCUCCCAAGUGGCUCCAGCGUGGAAGCCAAAGUUCCUUUUGGACGGCAAGCCAUUGCCCUCAACCGCCUGUGUUCGGAUGUGGGAGAAGGGCGAGGGCGGCCGUAUUGCCCAAACUUUGGCCGAAGCUCUCCUACUUCCCGAGGACGUGCAUGCUUUUGAGGAGGGGUCCGAGGAGUCUGUGGGGCGCCGGUUAGAGUGGCACGCCAUUGCGGCCGCUCAAAUGGCUCACAUUGUGGCUGCCCGGGCACGGGAGCUUGCCGAGGAAAACAAGCGCGAGAAGGGGGCGCGGGAGUCAGCAGUUAAAACGGCUAAGGAAAAGCUGAAAGCUGCUGAGUCUGCUGAGAAGAAGGCUGCUGCUGCGGAGAAGAACCGGGCAUUGGCCGAAAAGAGGUAUGCGGAGCUCCUGAUCAAGCAGAAUGAGACGGAAGUCAAAUUAGCCGAAGCCAUCAGCCUUAACACUUCCAACGCCAAUGAGAUAGCCGAUCUCAGGGCAGGCUUGGCGGCCGCGGAACAAAAGUGGUAUGACAUAGGUUUUGCUGAUGCCGAAAAUUCCGCAGAGCCGGUGGUGGCUCGGGCUCGGAAUAUGGGUUUCGAGGCCGGGUGGUUUGCCGCUCUCCAGGCAAUGGGAGUUCCUGAAGAUUCGCAGCUGAGAGACCCCGGCCAAAUUCCAUUUCCGAACCCUGUACCUGCCGUCCAGGACGCCCCGGCUGCUAUUGACGAGGAGGAGACGGCCAGUAUGAGGGAGCUGGUUGAGCAAAUCGAUUCUCACGCCGAGCCCAAGGAAAUGGAGGCCACCAGCAUCCCGACUGUGCAGGAGCUUCUCGGUGAGGACCCGCCUUUCCCUCUGACCGUCCAGCAGGAAGUGACACCGCCGACCCAACCUCCCAGCUGAUUUUACUUUUAUUUACUAGCUUAUUUUUAAUUUGUUGGUUUUAUUUGCCUAUGUCACCGAGAUGUGGUGACUGAACAAUUGCCUUAUUUUGCUGGUUUUAUUUGCCUACAUCA